AUGGGGUCGACCUCGGCGUCUCAGUCGGCGACGGUCAAGAUUGUUGCUCUCGAGGCCCAAUUUGGCCCGAUCCCAGAGUUUGACGACUUCAACGGCAAAUACGAGAUCACCAUCUACGAUGUGACGCCACGCAACGACGUCAAAGUUCUCAACGAGAGAAUUGGCGACGCUGACGUCGCCAUUAUUACCACCAUGCCCAUGACGGCGGCCACGUUGGCGCCCGAGGUGACACCCAAUCUGCGUGCCAUCAUGGUCAUGGCAGCAGGGACGGAUCAUAUCGACUUGGAAUACUGUCGGAAACGAGGCAUCCGAGUGCUGAACAGUCCCAGGGCAAACACGACCACUGUCGCCGAGCACGCUGUCGCCUUGUACUUUGCCGUGAGGAGGUGUGUCGUGCAGACCCAUGUACGGACAGUUCAAGAUCAGUGGCCGAAGCAUAGGACGCUGCUCAGCUCACUGCGAGAUAAAGACAACAGGCUACCGCUUGGACUCAAGGAUGAGGUUGCGGGUAUCAUAGGUUAUGGGGGUGUUGGCAAACACAUAGCAAAACUCUGCAGUGCACUCGGCAUGAGCGUGAUGAUUGCCGAUCGCAAAGCCAACAGUACACAAAAGCAUCAUGCCUCUCCCCCGGCGAGUACAAAUGGGUCGGAGGUGACACGUGCGUCCUUUGCAGAUGUCCUCGCCAAGUGCACUGCUAUAUUUGUCGCGGUGCCUCGACUGCCGACGACUCUCGACAUGAUCUCGGCGACAGAGCUCGCUACGAUGAAUGGGCGCGCAGUGCUCAUCAAUGUCAGUCGUGGAGGCAUAGUCAACGAAGCCGAUCUUGUGAGUGCGUUAAGGUGCCGCCAAAUCGCCGGGGCCGCUACAGACGUCUUUCUGACGGAGCCGGCGUCGACGGAGAACUCGGUUCUGCUCAAAGCCCUUGCGGAGGAAGAUGUCAAGAAGGACGAAGAGAAGCUCCCGUUGGUGGUGACGCCGCACACAGCGUGGUACAGUGAAGUGACCAUGGAGAAUCUCGUUGAAGAUGUGAGGACGAAUGUUGUUGGAUGGAGUCGUGGUGUCUUGCCGCCUGAGAAUCUUAUUGUGUGA
Molecule: messenger RNA, 1089 nt
Organism: Exophiala spinifera
Lineage: Eukaryota; Fungi; Ascomycota; Eurotiomycetes; Chaetothyriales; Herpotrichiellaceae
Exons: 2
Coding region: 1-1089 (362 amino acids)
Molecular function (GO): NAD binding; oxidoreductase activity, acting on the CH-OH group of donors, NAD or NADP as acceptor
Source: RefSeq, a predicted model, not a curated record